Molecule: messenger RNA, 726 nt
Organism: Aspergillus calidoustus
Lineage: Eukaryota; Fungi; Ascomycota; Eurotiomycetes; Eurotiales; Aspergillaceae
Source: the annotation of a GenBank genome assembly
AUGCCGAGCGAGCGUCUUCUUUCACCCCUUCUGGAAUAUGGCUCGGACAGGGCGCCCACUGCUCAAAAGGGAAAUACUAGGAUUCUCGGCGCGGAGAACAAUGGUUUCGGCUCCCUCAAGGAUUCUUCUGUCGAAAAGGACCAUGAAACUACCGAUUCGAUUGAACCAGCUCCAGACAAAGCGUCUCCAUUUACCAACGAGUUCUUCAGCGACCUGGCAAAGGCUAUCAUUCGCAGCUUUCCAUUCGAGCAAUUUGCCAAGGAUCAUGCUUGCGAGGUUAAUGAUGUCGUCCAGGCGAUCCAAGCCACAAUUGUUAAGCCUUUCUCGAAACCCUUGGGUCAAGCGCACAAAGAUCAGGGUUCUUUGGGGUUGAAGCAAGCUCUCCCGUCGAGGACUGGAGAGGUUAAACAAACGCCAGGACAUGCAGAAGGCAGAGCUGUACCUGCCACACCAAGGAACAAGGGUCUCUUGUACUCUCAAGGACUUGUUGAUCGAGGAUCGGCCCGCCGCAAGACGUUGGUUCCUCUGGGCGUCGGCCGAACGCUGGUGUAUCAAGACAUUUAUGGCAAUUAUAUUCCCGUCAGACCGGUAAAGGACAGUCCUCCAGAUCCUCGACAGUAUAAGCGUCGUAAGGUCAAGAAUGGACGACAAGAUUUGCGGUACGCACCGAUCGACCGGCCUUUGGAGACUCCGCAGCGCGAAAAAUCAGACUAUGAAUUCUCCUAA